CGGCCGCGCUUGCGCAGGACGACGGGGAGGCAGCCGGGGUCACCCUGAACUGCGCACCGCGCCGCGAUGCUGAGCAGGUUCCUGGGCCCGCGCUACCGCGAGCUGGCCAGAAACUGGAUUCCCACAGCAGGCAUGUGGGGCGCCGUGGGCACCGUGGGGCUGGUGUGGGCCACAGACUGGCGGCUCAUUCUGGACUGGGUGCCCUACAUCAACGGCAAGUUUAAGAAGGACGAUUAGUGAGACUGAUCCUCCUCGGAUCCCUGUGAAGGGCCCCGGGCCUGCGGCAGCCAAGCGGCAUCACCGGAUUUGAUUUUGGAGCCCGACAGUGGCGUCUGUCCCUCAUCACCACUCAGCGCCUCCUUUCCUACAAGAGCAGGAGCCGGGGGCUCACCCUGCCGUCUCCCCUCCAGGUGUCUGCGGUGCUGCCCCCUCCCACGUGAGGUCCUGUGGUGCCUGGAACAGCCCAGCGUGACUCAGGACUCUGUUUCUGACAACAGCUUUCAUGUUUGAAUGCACACAGCAUUAAACCGUGCUCUGAAACCCGCCCCCCA
Panthera uncia (snow leopard) is the source of this 551-nucleotide messenger RNA. Its product is annotated as cytochrome b-c1 complex subunit 10. The record is from RefSeq and is a predicted model, not a curated record. The transcript is spliced from 3 exons. The coding region runs from base 67 to 237 and encodes 56 amino acids. Gene Ontology annotation, cellular component: mitochondrial inner membrane. Gene Ontology annotation, biological process: mitochondrial electron transport, ubiquinol to cytochrome c. Lineage: Eukaryota; Metazoa; Chordata; Mammalia; Carnivora; Felidae.